Symbiodinium sp. CCMP2592 is the source of this 8070-nucleotide messenger RNA. NCBI's taxonomy places the organism in Eukaryota, Dinophyceae, Suessiales, Symbiodiniaceae. The record is from the annotation of a GenBank genome assembly.
AUGGGGUGGAUGCUGGAGCUCCUCGAGUGGAAGGAGUGGAGGCGGAAACCGGAGCCCGAGGCUCGGGUCUGGCAGCUGCUGUCGGAUCCGAACCCGGGCAAGAUGCUGGACAGGGGGGAGGAAAGAGCAGUGAAGCUCCGACUUUGUCUGGAAAUGGAGAUGAUCAAGAUGGGGGACGUGUGGAGACCCCUGCUGCAGGAGUUGUCGUACAGGGAUCAGAGACUCGCGCCGACAUUGCAGGCCAAGCCGGCACAAGCGGAGGUGGAUCAGCUGUUCGUGACUCUGAGUUGCGGGGUGGAGCGUCUUUCUAUGAUGGUAGUGGAGAAGGUUUCGCUGGAGACUACCACACGCCACGAUCAACAAGGUCAUUUGGACCAGGCGGGUCACCUCCCAGGUUGGGUGACCCGCCUUGGAGAGUUCUUCAAGGCACCAGCGGUUCAGUGGCUACCGAGCCCCAUACCGUCGCCUCCCAGGCCUCGCUUGUUGAACAUGAACGUUGAUGAGCAUGCUGGUGGUACUUCUGGACUGCCAAGGCCAAGUGCUGGACCAUGUGGAAGAGAAGGAGCAAUACAAGCAGAGGUGCAGAGACAGCUCGGAGGACUACUGGAUAAGUUGCAGAUCAUGGAGGGAGAGAACAUUCGGUUGAAUGAACAGCUUGCGCAGGCCCACCGGCAACUUCAGGCACAACCACCUCGUGAAGCUGUAACAGUACCUGAGAGUGUGCAGGAGCCUCGAGUAGAUCCCUCCUCUCAACAAGGACGCGUUUUCGAACCUCCAGGCGAGCCUUCUCGUGGGCAUGAAGGGCGUCCAGAUCCGUGGCGCGAUCCGCUUGGAGCCCUGUGGGAAGAAUUUCAAUCCCGCAGAGUAGCCCCUCCACAAGAAGGACGACAUGCACAACCACCUCAAGUAGAAGCCCCAAGUGCAGAUCCCGCGAGAGAAAGUGCAGUAGAGGACCCUACGACUAUGGCAAUCUUGGACGCCCUAACGAAGAACUUGACCAGCCUCCAGGAAUUGCAAGCCAAGUCACUACAGAGGGAUGAUUCGCCUGAGCAGGUCAAGUCCAACGUCACCAACCUCCCGAUGCUACCGGGGCCGGAGGGCACGAACGCUGGCAUCGUGUUCCAGGACUGGCUGGCGCAGGUAGCAGUGCCGAUGCAAGACCUUUCUGCUGCUUCGGGUACUUGGUGGGCUGGUGUUCUAGGUCUUGUUCGUGAAGCCUAUUCCAAAUGGCUAGCAGCUACACCUCUUGAGCGACUUCAGCUUGAGCCUACUGGACACGAAGCAUGGACGUCCGCUAGGUGGACCAGGAUCAACUCGCGGGCGUGUUCGCUGAUCCUUCAGAGCCUUGUGGAAGCAAUCAGAUUGGAUCUGAUUGCAAGAAGAGCGGUCCAAAGUGCACCCCUCAUGCUUUUCAGGUUGCACACGUGCUACCAACCUGGAGGUGCCAAUGAGCGCUCUGCGGUGCUCGGAAACCUUCAGAGCCCGACGCAGCCCACCACAGUGGACGACGCCUUGACAUGGUUGCGGUCUUGGCCAAGAUGGGUGCAGAGAUGCAAGGAUUUGAAUAUGAUGGUUCCAGACGGGACGAUCCUUGCGAAGGCCCUUACAACCGUGACGGCAAAGUUUGUUGCGGAGAACCAGGACACCCACUUCCGCACCCAAUUGUUGAGGUCGAGCUUAAGGAUAGACGGGCAGCCGGGACUCAUGGACGUUGUGAAGUACCACCAGCACCUGCAGGCGGAAGUUGAAUCGAUGAUUGCUGCGAGGGCUGCUUUACCCGUUCAGACACCUGCAAUCAAGGCCAUGACUACCUCGCCUUCCAGUCCUUCAGCUUCUUCGGCAAGUCCAUCAAAGCCCCCGUGUAAAUACUUCUUGAAGCAAGGAGGAUGCCGACGGGGCCAGCGAUGUCCAUAUACACACGAUCUCAACAGUGUGAGCAAGGCCGAACGAGCGCGCAAAUGUCUAGUAUGUGGGAGUGAAGAGCACCGGCAAAAGGACUGCCCCACCAAGACACCCAAGCAAGGCGGGAGACCAAGCGCUGGAGCUGGGUUUCCGGCUCAUGGUUCAGCCUCGCCUUCGAGUACCUCCCCAGCGAAUGUUCCGAAGAUCACCAGCGUUGAGCCUGAAGGGGAAAAAUCGCCGAGUGUUUCAGCCCAUGUGGUCGCGGGAGAACCUGUCUGGACCUUGGAGACUCUUCUGCAGGCAGCGGCGAAAGUGGCAGGGGCGCAGCCGCCCAAUCCCAAAGCACCUUCAAUGAAUGUAUUGGCGCUGAAGAGGACGGAGGCGGCUUCAGAUGAGUUGGCCAUGUUUGCUUUGGUUGAUUCUGGAGCCACGCAUGCUUUGAGGAGGGCCUCGUCCCAGGAGGAGUGGGAAGAGUCUGAUCCGGUGACUGUGAACCUGGCGGGUGGUGAAUCCAUUAGCCUUCGCAUGAAUGCGGCCGGCACUAUCCUGGUGCCCAUCAAUUCGAUGACAGCGGCAUCCUCAACUCUGCCAAUCGUGCCCUUGGGUGCCCUGGUAAGUCAGCUGGGAUAUACGAUGACUUGGGGAAAAACCAAGUGCAAGUUGGAAGGCAAGAAUGGGGAAGUCAUUGUUCUUCGCGUUCGUGACGGGUGUCCCGAAGUUACGGAGCAGGAAGCCUUGAAGCUGAUCUCCCAGUUGGAAGAUGCAAGACUGGAAGAGCUACGGGAGAACACGAAAGAUACCCGGACCAAGGUGAAGGCAGCUGCCCUUGCGAUGGAGCGAACAUGGUUCGACUAUUUGCUCUCCUACAUUGAUGGAGGGUUGUCGUCCCAGGCGUUGAAGGCGGUGGAGAGCGCGCCCUUCCUUCAAGAAGUUCCGCGUGAAUGCAAGGCUGGUCUGGUGGAUGCAGUGCCGGAGGCCAAUGGGUGGCAAGCCUUGAAAGGGUUGGAGCACCUGAACAGGAAAACUCGAAAGCGGUUAUGGGCUUCGGACAAGUGGCUUGUUCAUCUGUACGCAGGAAAGGCAGAUCGACGAGAGUUUCGGCACUUGGAGGGCCACGGGUACACGAUUCUGGAGCUGGACAUUGAGAGGGGCAUAACUCAUGAUGUUUUGAGGGCGAGUACCUGGAGAGCGUUGGAGUGGGGAGCCAGGAUGGGAAAGAUCGGGGCGAUUGUUGGAGGACCGCCUCAGAGUACCUUCAUGAUUUCGCGCCACGUCGUGGGUGGCCCGGAACCGGUCCGCUCCAAUGAGUUUCUGUUUGGAAAUUGGCCAGGACAAUCCGACAGUGACCUCUUCAAGGUGAACCGGGAGACGCAGCUCAUCACGAGAAUGAUCUACCUUCAUGCCCUCGCGACGGCAGGAAGGCUGCGAGCUCCGCACGACCCCACCGUGAGCAAGGAGGUUGCUUUUCUUCUUGAGCACCCUCGGGAUCCGCGUGGAUAUUUGAAGUUUCAGGAUCCGUUGUACCCGGAUGUUGUGAGCUUGUGGAGGACUUCGUUGUGGUCAGAGUACGCAAUGGAAGCGGGGCUACAAGCCUACAGCUUCGACAUGGCGGCUUUGGGGAAAGCGUUCACUAGGCAUACUACAGAGUUCUACGAGCACCUGGUCAUUGUGCUCCGGGACUGGGGAAAGAUUCCGAGAAUGUUGAAAAUGAGCGCAGAGCAGUGGCGAGACCAUGUACGACGAGGGCAUCUUCCGUUUCGCGCCGACUGCACAGUCUGCGUCCAAGCCGGGGGCACAGGGCGCCGGCAUUCCAGGGUCGAACACCCGUCGGCGUUUGUGCUUUCAGCCGACCUGUCAGGUGCAGUCAAGGUCGGCGGUGUGGACCCUGAUGGCAGAGGAGCUUUUCCGCGGCAGUUCAAGUACAUCUUUGCCGCGAAGCUACGAGUUCCUAAGUCCUUCGUGGAAGACGGCCGGGGCGUGUGGCUCGAUUACGACCCUGGCGAGAUGAGCAAGGAAGACUACGAGGAAAAGGACGACGGGCUGGCCCCAGCAAGUGGAGGAGAAAGGGACCCAGGAGGAGAAGAUCCGCGUGAAAAAGAAGGUGAGGAUAUAGAGCCAGAGCUUAAAGAGGUGCCUAGGCGAGAUCCCGAGGAGGACAGUGACCUGGGUGGCCCGGAGCUGGUGAACCUCAUCUUUGCGUGUGGGUUGAAAGAUGAUAAAGCCCCUACGGUUCUUGAAGCGGUCCAGGAUGUGAUCCUCUACUGCAGGGCGCUGAAUAUACCAGUGCUGCGUUUCCAUGCCGAUCGGGGCAUGGAAUUCAGGGCCAGGGCAACUCGCCAAUGGCUAAAGGGCGAGGGGAUUCGAGUGACUACGUCAGAAGCAGGUGUCCACCAGACGAAUGGCGCAGCAGAGUCAACGAUUCGAUGGCUGAAGCAGAGGGCGAGAGCGCUACUACUAUCAGCAGGACUCCCUCAACGUUUGUGGCCUUCCGCAAUCAGCGUGGCAGCCUCUAUGCAGCGAGGAGAUGUUCUCGGCUUUGAACCAAAGCUCGCUGCCCCGUAUGGCUCUAAAGUGUUGGUUCGCAAGCGUCAUUUGGAUGGACCAAAGCUUGAUGACCUUGCGCCAAGGUGGCUGUCUGGAGUCUAUGUGGGUUUGUCCGACAGUCUCAGCAAAGGCCACUUGGUGUAUGUUAGUGAUGGAGAAGGAGAACGCUUUGUUCACACUUUACAUGUUCGAGCGGGCUUACAUGAUCCAGGGCCACCUGAAGAAGAAGUUCAAGCAGAUCUACCUGGACCCCCCGAACGGCGAGUGCGUGGAAAGGCGUCUGGGUCUGGUGAUGUGGUUGCAGUGUCCAAGGCUCAGGUGUUCGAUGAGGGCGAGUUCCAGCAAAGGGCGGAGGUGCUGUUGCAGAGCUGGAACCUGGAAGCAGCAGAGUGCUUGGUCCGGGAUGUUGCGCGACUACUACCAGAAGAUGAGCGUGUGUAUGGGAUGUUUCGCCAUGGUGGACGAAUUGGAGUCACGAAGUCCACUGUGGAGCGACCCUGGUUCGCCAUGCUGCUGAACAAGGUGAUGCAAGAUAGAGCGUCGGAUGCGGAAUAUGCGGCGAUCUUUGUGUCCAUGAAUAAUGAGCGCGAAGUACACAUUGACCGCAACAAUGCUCUCGGCGCCAUGAAUCAUUUGCUCCCAAUCAGUAUGCCGAGGCGAGGGGGUGAACUUUGGAUGGAGUUGAGAGAUGGAGAUGUGGUCUCUGGAAAGGUUAUUGAGUUGCUGUCCGGAGAAGGCCGUGCACGAUAUGGUUGCGCAUUUCCACUUCAAGAAGGGCGAGUAUUCUCGUUCGACCCCCACCGACGUCAUGCAGUACUACCAUGGAAAGGGGAGCGAAUCGUGAUCGUCGGGUACACCCCGGCACUCCUGGCUUCAGUACCGAGACUGGACCGAGAGAUGUUGUGGGCGUUGGAUUUCCCGUUGCCGCUUGAGGAUGAUGAGGCCCCGGCUGAGGUUUACAUCAAUGCAUUGUCGGUGUCUUCGGUGAGACCUGUAGCUAAAGGGAUUGAAGCUGAAGCCGAAACGAUACCUACCUCUGAUGGCGAGUACCUGUUCAAGUGUGAUUGGUCCAUUGCCAAAAGGGAACUUCAGGCUUCUGAGUCCUCUACGUCGUCGCAAGCUUGCAAUGUGAGUGAAAGUGACCCGAUUCCCGGUGAAGAUUGGGAGGAUUGGGAAAUGCAUCUGGUGCUGGACAAUGAAUCUACAGCUACAGCAACGCUAUCUUCCAGUGAUGAUGUUCGGCCCUCCAUCAAGAAAGCAGAGGUCACCUACACCGAUGGCAUUGAGGAGAUCUUGGAUGCUUUGAGUUCUCCGGUGUCAGUGGUUUAUACCGUGAAUCCGAAGGAGGUAGCGGCUGUGUUUGAGAAGUGGAUCCCGGCGUUGCAGAAGGAGGUGAACACGUUAGACCACGCUGUUGAUAAAGUUAUGGGAGACGAUCCUCAAGUUCGGGAAGACCUAAGCUCCGGAAGGGGACAGUUGAUCCCGAUGAAGGUGGUUUAUACCAUCAAGCCCCCAGAUCCUCCGGCCGAGGAGGAGCAGCCCACGGAGUUCUUCAAGCGCAAAUCGCGCAUUGUGAUCUGUGGGAAUAUGGCUUCGCAUUGCCCAUCGGAGGUGUUUGCUAGCACCGCUCCGGCAGAAGUGGUUCGGGCCGCCAUCGCUCUGGCAAGGUUCUUUAAUUGGAAUCUCGGGGCCAUCGACAUCGUUGCUGCGUUUUUGCAGACUCCCCUGCGGGCAGUGAAGGGCGCACCCUUGGUGUAUGGGGUUCCUCCAAAAAUCCUUGUGAGAGCGGGAUUGGUUCGACCAGGCGAGUUGUGGAAGUUAACGCAUGCAGUCUACGGCCUACAAGAAAGUCCGAAGCUAUGGGGAGCCUACAGGGACGAUUUGCUGGCCCAAAUCCAGUUGGUGUUUGACGGCAAGCGUGUGACGCUUAUGCAGGGCCGAGUUGAACCUUCGUGGUGGUCUGUGCUACAGGAUGGCUCGGUUCUGAUCGGGAUCCUCGUUGUCUAUGUUGACGACCUGCUCCUGUGCGGGCGAACAGAGCUGAUCAAAGAGCUAGCAGCAGCAAUAAAGGCUGUUUGGAAAACCAGCCCUCUUCAGUUGGCGACUGAGGGUGAGAUCCGUUUUUUGGGAAUCGAGAUCUCCUUUACAAGCCAGGGCUUUGCGCUCACGCAACGGGCAUACAUUGAGGAGCUUCUCCGCAUCCAUGAAAUGACAUCAAGGCGGAGAGAUUUGGUGCCUGUUGCCAAGGAGGCUGCGAGUUUUGUGGCGACAGACGACGAGGGCCCUGCAAACGAGGGUGAAGUACGAGCUGCUCAACAGAUUGCUGGCGAACUACUGUGGAUUAGCCAAAGAACCCGACCAGACAUCGCAUAUGUGUGCUCGCUGAUCGGCUCACUAGCAACGCGGGCUCCGAGGCGCGCUGUUGAGAUCGGGGAGAAGACUCUGGGCUAUCUUCAACGGACCAUUGGCCGACAGUUGCUGUACGAGAGCUGUGUUCCCUACCUGACUGGGUUUGUAGACGCGUCGUUUGCACCGGAUGCCAGCAGAUCCCACACUGGUUGGAUUGUGCUCUUGGCCGGGAAUGUGAUUGCUUGGAGAUCGUCGAGACAGUCGUGCAUUAGUCUGAGCACAGCGGAAGCAGAGCUUGAGGCAGCAGUGGAAGGGUUGGUGGCUUUGCAAGGGAUUCAGGCCUUGCUGCACGAUAUCGGAGUUGUUUCCUUGCAGCUCCAGAUGCACUCCGACAGCACUUCGGCUUUGGCAAUCGCGAAAGGAUCAUGUAGCUGGAGGACGAGGCAUUUGCGCCUAAAGAGUUCUUGGGUGAGCGAGCUGAUUGCCAAGGGGAUUGUGGAGUUUAACCAUUGCAGUGGGGAAGUUCAACCAGCUGAUCUCCUGACGAAACCACUUUCUUCAGCGCGAAUGAGAGCGCUAUGUGGCCUCAUUGGCUUGAUUGAGAAUCAAGAGCUACAAGCAGGUGAUGGUCAGCGAGAACUUCCAGGUGAUGGUAGCAGAAGCAGUCAGGUUUUAGUCGCAUUGCUGGUGCUGGCGCAAGCAGUUUCUGGUGAGCGUGUAACUGAGGAACAAGGAGUGGUUGUCUAUGGGAGUGGCGUGUCAGUUGACUAUGGCUUGCUUACUUGGGUGCUCUUGUGGCUGCUGGUGCUACUGGGUGUUGUGUCGUGGGAAGCUCUGAAGUGGAUUGCGUGGACUGUCUACGAUAGGGCUAUUCAGAGGGAGGUUGCUGUAAGGCUCGAAACAAGGCCAGAAAGGCGUGCUCAGGAUGCCCGCCGCACACCUGCUGAGCAACAAGCGCGGAGUCUUAUCGACCGACCUCAGCCUCCACGAGCUGAGCCGAAGAGUGCUCCGGAUCCGAAUGCCGAAGAGAGGAUGCGGCUACUACGACGGCUGGCGCAAGGGACCAAAGAGCAGGUUGAUGCAUCUGUUCAAACGGCAGCGUUUUCGCCAGUGCAAGCUCCCGGUACCAGAGUGAUACUACGCUACGUACAUGAACCUCCAGAAGAAGUGUUUGUGGUGCCGGACAAUGAGUGCUUCCACGUCUACGGCAAACUUCUCAUCAUGGGCGACAACGCUCAGGAUGGGAUUCACCAUCACGGCAAGACGUUGCCCUAA